GGUAACUCAUCCUCCCCUGCCUUUGGGGAGCUGAAGGAUUAUUACCUCUUCUACCUGAAGAGCAAAUCUCCCAGGGACGAGCUGCUGAAGAUGUGGGGCGAGGAGCUGACCAGCGAGGAAAGCGUCUUCGAGGUGUUCAGGUGUUACAUCGCCGGAGAGCCCAACAAGGAGGGGCACAAGGUGACCUGCCUGCCUUGGAACGAUGAACCUCUGGCGCCCGAGACCAACCUUAUGAAAGAAGAGCUGGCCAAGGUGAACAGGAGAGGGAUCCUGACCAUCAAUUCCCAGCCGAACAUCAACGGCAAGCCCUCCACCGACCCGAUUGUGGGCUGGGGUCCCGACGGAGGCUACGUCUUCCAAAAGGUAACAUGGCUGGGGACAUUAUGCUCUUCUCUCCUUCCCUUCCAUCUCUCAGUCCAAGCAGUUCUGUCCUCUUGCAUAAGAUCAACUUUUGUGUGAAAGGAAGAACCACACUGCCUUUCGUGGCAAAGCUUUAGGCACUUCCAGGGGUCAGGCUGGAUGACCUCUGGGGUCCCUUCCACUCCACAGUUCUGCGAUUCCAAGUCGUGUGCUAUGGC
Podarcis muralis (Common wall lizard) is the source of this 578-nucleotide messenger RNA. The record is from RefSeq and is a predicted model, not a curated record. NCBI's taxonomy places the organism in Eukaryota, Metazoa, Chordata, Lepidosauria, Squamata, Lacertidae.